AAAAAUAUAAUUUUCUGAUUGAUGUUGUACUGUUCUGAAAUAAUUCAGUUAUAAUAUCAUCACUCUUUAUUUUGAAUGUAGAGCCCAUUAAAUUACUAAACAAUAAUAUUUAAAAGUUGUCAUAUAGUAAAUCAACGAAAAAUUGAAGUAACGGGAAUGGAAAUAUUGACUGAUCAUUUUUACAUUUUAAUUGUUAUUUGUUUAUUUUUGUUUUUUACUAUCGUAUGAGCGAUUGAGGUGUGCAGUUUUGGAUGUUCCAACAUUUCAUGAAAAUAUAUAAUAACAAUUGAAUUCAUAAAGAGUGUACAUAACAAGUGAUUUCAAGUAGCUUUUAGGUUAUAUAUUAUUGAUAUAUUUGUUGAUAUUUAGAUAUGGAUAAUGAAAAAAGUAAUGUAUUGAUUACAUCAGAGACGAAUAAAGAUAUAAUAAUGGAAACAAAUAGUGAAAUAGUACCGGUAAUAAUUGAAGAAUUAGAACCAAGUCAAGUUGCCGCACUUAAAGUUGAUAUAAAUGAAUUUGUUGACGCUAAUACCCUAGAAGUUUGUGAAUUACCAUCUGGUAAUAAUGACAAUGAUACCGCUGAAAAUAAUGAAGAUGAUAACUUGGUGAUUGAUGAAAUUCAAUUGUCUGAUGAAGAUGACAAUGAAGUAAUGACUCCAGAAGAGGAAGCUCGUUUGACCAGACAAUUUUUGAAUGGUGAGCUUACUUUUUCAGAAUUUACAUCUCUGAUGGACAGGGGUAUUGAUGAUGUACCUCCUCCAGCUACUGAACCGAUUCCAAUUGAUGGAAGUAAAAAGUCGAAAAAAUCUGAGGAAACAAAAAGACCUCGUAGAAGAAAUCGAGGACGUCGUCGAGAAAAUUUACCUACAGCUUUGAAAGGUUUAAUGGGUGAAGCUAAUUUACGUUUUGCUCGUGGCGAGCACAAAACUGCUAUUCAAAUGUGUAUGGAAAUAAUACGACAAGUACCAUCAGCACCAGAAGCUUAUCAGACUCUUGCUAUGAUUUACGAGACAGUAGAUCCUGAAAAAGCACUUCAUUUUUCAUUAAUUGCUGCCCACUUGUCACCUAAAGAUUGCGAACAGUGGACACAUCUUGCUAAUAUGUCUUUACAAAAUGGUGAUGUCAAGCAAGCAAUAACUUGUUAUAUAAAAGCUAUUGCUGCAAAUCCAAAGGAUGUAACACUGUAUAAUGCAUGUGCGAAACUUCAAUACGAACGUAACAAUGAUGAUGAUGCUUACGUAAAAGCUUAUAAAAAAUUAUUAAAAAAAUUAGACACCGAAGAUGGUGAUGUGCUUGUUCACUACGCAAAAGAAUUGGCAAAAAUGUUUGUAGAAAAAGAAAAUUAUCAAGAAGCGGCCAAUUCAAUGGACCAAAUUUUUAACAAAUGCCCAAACCGUGUAACUUAUGAUGAAGUUAAUAUUUUUGCUGAUUUUUUGAUAAAGCUUAAAAAAUUUCAAAGAUGUUUAGAUAUUUUGACAAAUUAUACGGGUAUCGGUGUUAAAUAUUAUGAAGAUUCUAUGCCAGCAAUUGCAUCGGGAACUACGUCAUUUCCACCGCCAUUUGAUGAUAAACGACAAAUAGAAACUUGUACACUACCAGAUGAAACGCCGAUUGAUUUAAAAGCUAAAUUUAUUGUUGCCAUGGUUGAGUUGGGAUCUACAAAGCAUGUUCAAAAUUAUAUGGAUGCUUUAGCUCAUGAAGAGACUGAGAAUGUUGGUGACUUAUUUGUUGAUAUUGUUGAAGCAUUGAUGCACGUCCAAGAGUACUCAAAGGCUUUAAAGUUUUUAGAAUUAUUAAUAAGAUGUAAAAAGUACAGCAUGCCUGCAAUAUGGUUAAGAUAUGCAGAGUGUCAUGUUGGUUGCAAACAAUUAAAAGAAGCAAUACUUGCUUAUGAAAUAGUUACUAAAUUAUCUCCAGAAUUAUUUGAUGCUAAAGUACAAUUGGCUACAUUAUACAAAAGCUUUAAAAUGUAUGACUGGGCAAUUAAUAUUUUAGACCAAAAUUUACAAGAUUUAAAUCAAGUAAUUUACGUUGAUGCCUUAUACAUUCGUACAACGCUUCUAUACAAAGUAGAACGUUACGAUGAAUUUCUUGAAUCAGUACAACUUCUUCUUUCUCGUCACUCUAUAGAAAUAAAAGAAAAAUCCGAGCUUACUUAUUUAAUGGCAACGACGGUAAAACAGCGUUGUGAGAGCCUUCAGCUUCAUCGUCUUUCAUUUGCGCAACCUCUACAAGACUGUGGACCCACAUUUCACGAAACAGAAAAUAAGCCAACUGAUGAACAAGAAUGGAUUGUCUUUCUCAAAGCCUGUCAUGCUGCUUAUAAAUUAAAAAAAUACGGCGUAUUGCAGCGUAUUUGCUUUACAGCUUUAACUUGUAAAAAAUUUGAACCCCAGAUUCGUAAUCUUAUCUGGCUGUGCUUGUUAUCAUGUAUUUACAACAAUGACUAUUUCAAUGGGUAUAAUAUUAUCCGCGAAUUAGUUAGAGAUACGGAAAAACAAAAUCUGUGGAACAUACUAAAUAUUGUUAUUCAACGUGCUGAUGACACGAGACACAACCGUUUUAUAAUGCGAUUAUUAGGACGGGAAAAUGAUUAUUCUUAUUUACAUAUUUUACAUGCGAAUAAUUGUCUCGUUUCUGGUACAUAUAAAUAUGCAUUGAAUGACUAUGUUUCCCUUUUUAAAGAGUAUCCAGAUCCACUUCUGGCGAUGCUUAUUGGAGUUACUUUUUUACAAAUGGCGUGUCAAAAGUUUACUCCUAAAAAACAUCAACUUGUUACUCAAUCUUUAGCGUUUUUAAAAAAAUACGCAGAUUUACGGGGUCCAGAAAUGAAACAAGAGUCUAAUUAUAAUAUCGGACGUGCCUUACAUCAAUUAGGAUUUCUCUCAACGGCUUUAAAUUUUUAUAAACAAGCUUUAAAUCCACCAUCAGCACCCUAUCAUCAACUUGUUACUGAUAAUGAACAAUUAUUAAAUAUAAAACGUGAAGCUGCAUUUAAUAUUCAUCUUAUUUAUAUGCAAACUGGUAAUAAAGAUCUUGCUAGAAUGUAUUUACAUGAAUAUAUUGUAGUUUGACUAAAUUAAAAAGUAAUAUAAAUAAAUGAAAAUAUGUAAUUGUGUUUGAAACAUUAUUUACAUGAGUCAAAGGCGACUGCAACGUGAAAAAGUUAUUGUUUUUUUUAUUUUUCUCUAUUAUAUAUUUAUGAUUAUUUAUUAAAUAAAUGUUAACACAAAAAAUAUAUUAAGGAUCAUUAAUAAAAAAAAAACUAAAUAAAACAGUGAGAUAAAUAUAUGUAGAUAUAUAUAUUUAUUUUUUUUGUCGUUUUGUUUAUUGUAAUUUUUAA
Messenger RNA from Microplitis mediator, 3343 nucleotides. RefSeq names its product general transcription factor 3C polypeptide 3. Gene Ontology annotation, molecular function: protein binding. Gene Ontology annotation, biological process: transcription by RNA polymerase III. NCBI's taxonomy places the organism in Eukaryota, Metazoa, Arthropoda, Insecta, Hymenoptera, Braconidae. The coding region runs from base 372 to 3074 and encodes 900 amino acids. Gene Ontology annotation, cellular component: transcription factor TFIIIC complex. The record is from RefSeq and is a predicted model, not a curated record. The transcript has 5 exons.